Messenger RNA from Acanthocheilonema viteae, 747 nucleotides. NCBI's taxonomy places the organism in Eukaryota, Metazoa, Nematoda, Chromadorea, Rhabditida, Onchocercidae. The record is from the annotation of a GenBank genome assembly.
AUGGUCGUUUCCUGUGUGGAUUCAUCUUCCAUUGAUGCUUUUGUGGAAUUUUAUGAUAUCGACAAAGGGUAUUUGCCAAUUGCUGUGCUGAAUUACUUAUGUCGAAAUGGAAGUGGCAUUCGAGACUUUGAUGUAUCAAAACUCUACACAUUAGAUGAGAUGAUAAGAAAAUUUGAUUUUCACUUAAUUGGCAGGCGAAAUAUAAUGUUGGAUCAAUUGGUUCUUGACGCAUAUGGUUACAAAGCGAUACAGAAUGCUGACUUCAAUAAGCAGUUGGUGCCAGAAAUUAUGAGGCGUCUUCAGAGAUCAUUUCCAGAAGCUGCCUCAGAAUUGAUUGCCAACCCUGAUUAUGUUAAUAAAGUGCUAGAUUUGUUUAGACGAAUGGAUCAAAAGUUAUGUUACUUAGAACAGUUAACCGACAGUGACUUCAAAUAUUACUUCUUACGACCAAAUAGUCCAGAAAAAACGGUUUAUGAAUUUGAUCCGCACAUAGUAUCGUCCAUUCUCAAUGAUUUCAUGGAUUGCGAAGACUGGAGUAUGGAUUGUAUGAAAGCGUUGGCUUCCACACAUGGUAUCAAAUGUGCCCAAAUAUUUCAAAUUAUACGUUUAGCACUAAUCGAUUGCCAAAGCGGGCCACCGAUUAUGGAAUUGCUUGAGUUCUUCGGAAAAAAGGAAUGUCUAAAAAGAUUUUCGGUCAUGGUUGAAAUGUUAAAAGAAUCGAAGUGGUCCUCAACAUCAACAGUCUAA